CGAACGUCGGAGUUUGCGGAUUGUAAUAAAAGAGCAAGCACAGAGAGAGCGAAAAAGACAGAGAGAGCGAUAGAGCGAGAGCGAGUGGGAAGGCACAGCGAAUUUCGAGCAUAAAGCAAAGCCCGCAACACGUGAAACAGCCAGCCAAUUGGUUUCAAUUUCGAUUCUGAAAGUCGAGCGACAAGAACGUGCGAUUCGAGAUGUCCACCACAACCACAUCCAUUGAGGGCUACAAGCUCGGCAAGGUCAUCAUCGAGGGCAAGACCAAGCAGGUGUACGAUCUGCCGGAGCAGCCGGGAUUGUGCCUGCUCCUCAGCAAGGAUCGCAUCACCGCCGGCGAUGGUGUCAAAGCUCACGAUCUGGCCGGCAAAGCGGAGAUCUCCAAUACCACCAACGGCCAGGUCUUCAGGCUGCUCAACGAGGCAGGCAUUCGCACCGCCUAUGUGAAACAGUGCGGCGCCAAGGCCUUCAUCGCCCGCAAAUGCCAGAUGCUACCCAUUGAGUGGGUGACCCGCCGCCUGGCCACCGGUUCGUUUCUCAAGCGCAAUGUCGGAGUGCCCGAGGGCUACAGGUUCUCGCCGCCCAAGCAGGAGACGUUCUUCAAGGACGAUGCCAACCACGAUCCCCAGUGGAGCGAGGAGCAGAUUAUCUCGGCCAAAUUCGAGCUGAAUGGCCUGGUGAUCGGCCAAGAUGAGGUGGACAUUAUGCGUAGAACCACACUGCUGGUCUUCGAGAUUCUCGAGAGGGCGUGGCAGACCAAGAACUGCGCCCUGAUCGACAUGAAAGUGGAGUUCGGUAUCUGCGCCGAUGGCAACAUUGUGCUGGCCGACAUCAUUGAUUCCGAUUCGUGGCGUUUGUGGCCAGCGGGUGACAAGCGUUUGAUGGUCGACAAGCAGGUGUAUCGCAAUCUGGCAGCGGUGACUGCCAGCGAUUUGGAUACGGUGAAGAGGAACUUCAUUUGGGUGGCCGAACAACUGGUUGAUAUUGUGCCCAAGAAGGAUCAUCUGGUUGUCGUUCUGAUGGGCAGUGCCUCCGAUAUAUCGCACAGCGAGAAGAUAGCCACCAGCUGUCGAUCCCUUGGCCUCAAUGUGGAACUCCGCGUGAGUUCCGCCCACAAGGGACCGGAGGAAACCCUGCGCAUUGUCCGCGAAUACGAAUCGGUGAUGAGCAACCUGAUCUUUGUGGCCGUAGCCGGGCGAUCCAAUGGACUGGGUCCAGUCGUUUCCGGCAGCACCAACUAUCCGGUGAUCAAUUGUCCGCCCGUCAAAUCGGACAACAUGCAGGUGGACGUGUGGUCCAGCUUGAAUCUGCCAUCGGGCCUGGGCUGUGCCACAGUCCUAUAUCCAGAGGCAGCUGCUCUGCAUGCGGCCACCAUUCUGGGGCUGGGCAACUUCAUGGUCUGGUCGAAAUUGCGUGUCAAGGCGCUCAACAACUUUAUCACUCUCAAGAAGGCCGACAAGGAGUUGCGCGGCGUGCGAAAUGCUUAGUUGUGCCAACUGCUGGGUGAUCACCUAGAGAUGUCAGCAUUGGAUAUCAACCAGGAGGCCAUAUAGAGAAUCCUCACCUGAUCAUUGCCGUUCGGCGAUCAUCCAGGGAUCCCAUAAAGGUCAUCAUCAGAUCCCAUUCUUUGUUAAUUCUUCUUUUCUCCUUAUUUUUUUUGUAUAC
Messenger RNA from Drosophila mauritiana, 1665 nucleotides. RefSeq names its product multifunctional protein ADE2 (gene Paics). Gene Ontology annotation, biological process: 'de novo' IMP biosynthetic process. Bases 201 to 1487 code for a protein of 428 amino acids. NCBI's taxonomy places the organism in Eukaryota, Metazoa, Arthropoda, Insecta, Diptera, Drosophilidae. Gene Ontology annotation, molecular function: phosphoribosylaminoimidazolesuccinocarboxamide synthase activity. The transcript is spliced from 5 exons. The record is from RefSeq and is a predicted model, not a curated record.